Molecule: messenger RNA, 2139 nt
Organism: Adineta ricciae
Lineage: Eukaryota; Metazoa; Rotifera; Eurotatoria; Adinetida; Adinetidae
Source: the annotation of a GenBank genome assembly
AUGACCAAUAUCGAUCGCUUGCUUUUAUGUGUAUCCAAUUGUUUGAUAUUUCUCGCAUGUUUGUAUGAUUUAUUUCUUGUCAAAUAUCAAUCCAAUCUCCAUGUCAUAUCUCGUUCAGUCUUAGUACUAAUUAUCGUUUUAUAUAUUGUUUUCUUUUUCUUAACUCGUGUAUUACCGAAUUUAUUAACGAAUGCGUUUAUCUUUUUAACUUCAUUGUUAUUAUCUUUAUGUCUUUCGUUAUCCAUAUUUACAUUUCAAACCAGUCCUACAUUAUCGUUAACGACGAAGUUUAUUUUCUAUGAUUUACUUUUGAUUUUAUCCACUAUCUGUUCUGUUCUAUCAAAUUUAGUUCGUUUAUUCAAUAAUACAACAUUUUAUUUCCUUCAUUAUAAUGAAUUAGCUGAAUUGCUCGGGUUUUCUUUGGGUUUAUAUCUGACAUCGCAGUCAACGUCAUUGAAUUAUUUACUCUUAUCAUUUUUUCUUCUGAUUAUUACCCUACGGUUGCGUGCGUUUCAUUCAUUUAUUUUAUUAACAUUGAACUUAAUCUAUUUUUCGAAUUAUUACACACCGUAUUCUCACAUUGCUUGUCUAUGUUUUCUUUCUCGGAUGGUCAGUCGGCCGAUAAUCGAAAUCUACUUCAUUGCAUUAACUUCACUCGAACGUUGGAUUUUGUUAUUACAUUUAUCAAGUUCAUACCGACGAACUUUUCAACGAUUAAUGAUUUGUAUUUAUUAUCUAGUACCGUUUCGUUGUAUCUACGUUAUCGGUCAGACUGUGCGUCUCCAUGAUGAAUGGUUUGUCAUCGUUCCGUUGUUUUUUCUGAGUGUCAUCGUCUGGAUUCUAUUCCGUUCGUUGACGUUUAGUUUAUUAUGGAUGUUAUCGAAGAAACUAAUUGAUUGUUAUUUAACAAUGAUGCAAACGAAUGUGGAUCAUGAAAAGCAUAAAAUUUCGUUUAUCAAACUAUUGGCAUCGAGAGGUAUUCGAUACUUUGGCCUAAUAACUUGGCCAAUUCUGGUUUGCUCAACAUUAUUAACGUGUUUUAUUAGUUUGUUACAUUAUGAUACGUGCACAAAAGAUUCGGUUGUUCUAUUUCUUUUAACUAUUCAUUAUGAAUGUUUAAUUUUGGCACUUGUGAAGCAAUUGACAUCGAUUGUUGGCGGAUCAUGUAUUGGUUAUGCACUGGUAGCACCGGCAUUCGAAACAAAGAACUGGGACUUGAACACAUCGAAUCAAUCGCAGAUUACUUUACGAACUCGUGAUAAUGGAUUAUUUUCUGGCAGUCGAAAUGUUCAAAUUCUUUCUCAACAGGAAGCUUUCGAAAGCAGUCAACGUUGUACAAGUACGCUGAAUAAUCUGGAACGUUUUAUGAGUAAUAAUUUAAUUGAUAUAUUCGGCUGUGAUUAUUCUUCCUCGGGUAUUUCCAUGAAUUUCAUUGAUACAAAAUUAAAAACAUUCUUCGCGCGUCGGACACAGGAUGGACGACGUUAUGAUACAUAUUUUCUGUACUUUUCUGGUCCAACAUGUGAUAAUGGUGAUAUAAUUCUAUGUGAUAAUCAAAAAAUUACAUUGAAUCUCCUUUUGCAAUGGUGGUGUGAAAACGAAAGUUCGAGUUCGACAUCUCGUCUGAUUCUUUUGUUCGAUACUUUUAAUUCCUACAAAUGGUUGAAACAGAUCCGUUGUCAAACGUUCAAUCAUUCGUGUAAACCAAGUGUUUUUCUUGUUUUACAAACAUUUAUUCGGCAGAAGAAAAUGCCCAAACUGAUCGAAUUAGGUCAAGUACGUUUAGGUGUUUUUACUGAAAUCUGGUUGAAAUUGAAUAUGAACAAUGAACCGUCGAAAUCUAGUCAUGAUUCGAAUGCAUCAUGGCGUGCUAAUCAUCUCGAACCGAAAUGUUCAUUUUCGUAUUUCUAUCCAGAAUUCAAUUUUCAUCAUCCCACCAAUGCUGACGUCGAUGUUUAUCUAAACGAACAUCCGUUUUUGAAACGUCUGCACUUUGUUUAUCAUGUACUGACUUACAUUCCGUCGUUGUUCAUCUAUCCGUUUUUUUACACAUUCAAUUGUAUGAAGCGUUGGCGAUUUCAUUUAUUAGUACCACGCGUGAUUGAUACAUACCAUGGUUUUAAGUUAUUUGUACGAUAG